Phaeoacremonium minimum UCRPA7 is the source of this 1404-nucleotide messenger RNA. RefSeq names its product putative set1 complex component swd1 protein. The record is from RefSeq and is a predicted model, not a curated record. The transcript is spliced from 2 exons. Gene Ontology annotation, molecular function: protein binding. Lineage: Eukaryota; Fungi; Ascomycota; Sordariomycetes; Togniniales; Togniniaceae. Bases 1 to 1404 code for a protein of 467 amino acids. Gene Ontology annotation, cellular component: Set1C/COMPASS complex.
AUGAACUUGCUACUGUCGGAUGACUACCUUCUGCAGGACUAUCCCGAGAACAUAACGAAUACGAUCAGAUCAGGGCAUUCGACAUGUCUGCGCUUCAACCGCAAGGGCGACUACCUCGCCUCCGGUCGCGUUGAUGGCACCGUCGUCAUCUGGGACCUGGACACGAUGGGCGUUGCGCGCAAGCUACGCGGUCAUUCCAAGAGCAUCUCUUCGCUGAGCUGGUCAAGAUGCGGUCGGUACCUACUCUCUGCUUGCCAGGGAUGGAAAGCAAUACUGUGGGAUCUACAAGAUGGUACAAGGUAUCGUGAGGUGCGAUUUCGCGCUCCCGUCUACAUUGCGGAGCUUCACCCAUGGAACCACCACCAAUUCGUUGUUUCCCUCUUCGAAGAGCAACCACUCCUCGUCGACAUCUCCGAACCGAUCGAUGUUAAGCAUAUCCUCCCUUCAGCGCCAAAGCGCACCAACACAGACGACAAUGCAGCCCUACGAGAGAAACAGGCGAAGGAAGACGCGAAGCAGAUGACGACAGUCACUAUCUAUACGGCUACGGGCGACCAUAUACUUGCUGGCACUAGCAAGGGCAAGUUAAACAUCAUCGACGCGAAGACACAUGAGAUCAUAUUCUCAGAGAAGAUCUGCAACGGAGUCGUUACGACUUUACGCCUCACUGGGUCGGGAAGAGAGCUACUCGUCAAUGCGCAAGACAGGAUCAUCAGAACUUUCCACGUCCCAAACCUCUCAGCGGAGGAUUUGGACCCGGACACGAUUCAACUACCGAUUGAACACAAGUUCCAGGAUGUCGUAAACAGACUGUCCUGGAACCACGUAACAUUCAGCUCAACGGGCGAAUAUGUCUCGGCGUCUACAUACAAUAACCACGAGCUUUACAUAUGGGAGAGGAAUCACGGGAGUUUAGUACGCAUGUUGGAAGGGCCGAAGGAAGAGCAGGGAGUCAUAGAGUGGCAUCCGCACCGGGCGUUACUGGCAGCGUGCGGCCUGGAGACGGGCCGGAUUAACAUAUGGUCAGUCACCAGCCCGCAACGUUGGUCUGCCCUGGCUCCAGACUUUGUAGAGGUAGAGGAGAAUGUCGAGUAUGUGGAGCGCGAAGACGAGUUCGACAUCCACCCGCAGGAAGAGAUACACAAGCGGCGGCUAGAUCAGGAGGACGAGGACAUCGAUGUCUUGACAAUAGAUCAGGUUGGCGAUGACCAGGGAUUUCGGAUGCCGAUCCUGUUCAACCUGGGUGAGUCAGAUAGCGAGGAGGAGUUUGUCACGGUCUCGACGGGCACCAUGCGAAGGAGAACUCCCGGCGCAGACGGUGAUGCGGAUGGUGAUGCCACAGGCACGGAAGAGAAGGCCGUUGGCAAGAAGACGACUGGUAGGGGUCGGAACAAAAGGAAAUGA